This is a messenger RNA of Nasonia vitripennis (jewel wasp), 5964 nucleotides long. Its product is annotated as plexin domain-containing protein 2. The record is from RefSeq and is a predicted model, not a curated record. Lineage: Eukaryota; Metazoa; Arthropoda; Insecta; Hymenoptera; Pteromalidae. The transcript is spliced from 9 exons. The coding region runs from base 1855 to 3759 and encodes 634 amino acids.
UUUUGGAGCAGACACUGAAAGCCUCCUCCUCUGCACUGGACCCGUCGAGUGUGAGCCAGAAGCUUCUCGCGCGAGCGGCUCGUAUUCGCGACGAUCAAGGAAAAUUUCUGGAGCUUCGACUCGCCGAGGAGAAUCAAGCGGAGCUAGAUGAAUUUCGGAAGAUACGGCACUCCCGACUGAAUCCUGCCUUCGAUGCACUGAGGGAAUUGUCGUUCGUAGGCAGGACCAGCCGUAGGGAGUACUUGCUUGAGAAGAUCGGCGAGAUUAGAAGGCAAGCUGUGGAAGCGACGAGGGAUGUGCAGACGAUCUGUCGGACCUUCGAUUCAGGGGCUAAUGUCUCGACGGUCUUCGGCCAGCGCUUGAGGAUGAAAAGUAUAUCAAAGCCUGACAAGACAAAGGAUGAAGUAUCUAUGGUUUCCCCUUCGACGUCUCCAUUAUCACCUGGCGUUUCAUUGUGCUCUCUGGUAACGGCUGUAUCCGAUUCGUCCUUUUUACUCCGGACUUACGAGUUCGACGAAAAUGGAAACGUUCGGAUGAAAGCGUAAUUUGUUCGUUAUUAUAUAUAAUUGUCUGCGACAGGCGCGUUUAAACGAUAACAACGUUGUAACGUCAAUUUAGCUUCGUCUCUUUCACGGCUGAUUAUAAAUUUAAUUAAAGUUUCGUGAUAAAAAUGCGGGUUGCUACGGUUUCCUUUGCAGCAAUUAAAAUGUAUACAUCCGCAGCUCUCGAUCAUUGAAUAUAUGCCGUAUUUUUAAGUUACGGAAACGCCGCUGAUUGCCCGGCUAUUUUAGAAUCAAAACUACUCCGCAUCUCGCAAUCUCACGGAAUAUAAAACGAGCAUCGCAAAAUAUAAAAUGCUCGUCAAUAAUCACCACCGCGUUGAAAAAAAAAAUUCACCAUCCGCGUCAAAUUAAUGAAAAGCCACUCGACAUAGAGAAGAGACCGUCCAUAUACCUCCAACAAAGAAGAAACCAUCGUCUCGCGUAUAAAGAGAGAAAGAGAGAGAGAGAGAGAGAGAGAGAGAGAGAGAGAGAGAGAGAGAACACGUUAUAUAGCAAACGAAGCCCAUCGAAGUGAACGGCAAGCCAGUGUAUAGAGUAUAGGCGCUCUCUCACUCCCCCACACGCACACGAGCCAACGCCGCCAGUUCUCCGCGCACACGAAUAUACUUGUAUAUACGCGAGAGACCAAGAGAGCGAGAGAGAGAGAGAGAGAGAGAGAGAGAGAGAGAGAGAGUGAGAGAUAACUCAAGGGGGGGGGGCAGAGCAGCGCCAACUGGCACUUGGCUCACACGAACACGCUCCGUUCACCAACACACUGAUGAAAGAGCGGAGCGAGCGAGCGGUUCGGAGCAGCGAGCGCCGGCAGUUCACGUUCGGUUGCCUCUGCGCGUCGUCGUCGUCGUAGUCGUCGCGCCGCGGAGUCCCCCCUUCACUCGUUUUUAUUGUACGUGCAUACACCUAUAUACGUACGUAAACGUACAGCUGCCUUGUUUUCUCAAGCUAUGUAUAACAGCAGCAGCGCGUCGUAGUUGCAUUAUUCGCAGUACAUACUAUAGUCGGCGGUGUGCGCGAGUUGUAGUAUUUGAAAAAUCGAAGAGGGCAAGUGUGCGAAAAAUUCUUCGCUAUACCAAGAAGAAGAAGAAGAAGCUAUAAUCUUGUGUAGAAGAAGUCGUAGGCAUACACACUCACUCACACACACGUAUACGCAUAGAGAAGCUGCGCAAGUACCAGUGUGUGUCCGUACGUGUGCUUCGAUAGAAGAGAGAAGAAAGGAGAGUAUACAUAUACAGUGAAAGAGAGAGAGAGAGAGAGAGAGAGAGAGAGAGAGAGAGAGAGAGACAGAGAGAGCAUAAUGGGAAACAUGGCGUGUGACCAGUGGUGCACUCGCCGAUCGCUGAUCAUCUUCGCGAUCCUCGCCUUUGACCUCGUCGCGACCGGAUAUGCCGAUGCUGCGAGAAACGAUCUCUCUCAUUUCCACUACACGAGCCUCUCCAGCGAGCUUUCCGGGCUAGAUCACGAGCUGGAAUUCGAGCUCAGCUCGAACCGAGAUAACUUACUCGCGCUGGACAGGCGACGUCGCAACGUUCCAUCUCAGCCUUCGACUGUACCUCCGGCGAUCCAGGAACAGCCUCCGAAAUCGAACACCGAAGCCGGUUCCGUUCAGCCAUCGCCUCAGAACCAGCAGCCGGUUAUGACCAAGUUCAACACCAGCGUGAACGUCAGCUACUCGACGCAGGAGCAGAACGUGACGUCGACUCUCGCUAGCGUCGUCGCAACGGAAAAUGCGAGCAGCGUUACUUCAACGACUCCUCAACCGGUCAUACUCGGCACUGCUGGUAAAGGUGUCAUUGUGUCGACGCCGAUCGUACCAUCCACCGAAAAGAACGUCACUGGAAAGGUCAGCAACGCUACCGCUACGACGAGCGUCACGCCCAGCAUUGCUGAUAAAUCGAAAAUACACGUUUGGGCCAACCGGACGAUGUGGUCAAACGUCACCGGUGCAAAUCAUCCAGAGGGCGAGAGUGACGACGCUCUCGACGAGUUCAACAUCGACAAAUACCCAGCUGAGGUGACUAACAAGACUCUGCAGGAGAACAACAUCACCAAGUCGCAAAACGACACACAUCAGUACUACAACAGCACCUUCACCGUCGACGAGACCAUUGGCAAGAGGUACUGGAUCGACCUCGACAAUCACCCGAAUCGCACCGUCAACACGCUGCUUAGCAAGAGCCACCGUAGAGCAGCUACCAUAAAGCUGCAGUUCGACUUUCCGUUCUAUGGCCACAAAGUCCGCAACAUCACGAUCGCCACGGGCGGUUUCCUCUACACCGGCGAGUACGUGCACAGCUGGUUAGCCGCUACCCAAUACAUCGCACCGCUCAUGGCCAAUUUCGACACGACCCUGUCAUCCCAGAGCUUCGUCAAGUACGCCGACAACGGAACUGCCUUCACCGUCGAAUGGGAAAACGUGCAGCUGCAAGAUAAGCCCGACGCCGGCGCGUUCACGUUCCAAGUAACGCUGCUGCAAAACGGCGAUAUAAUUUUUGUCUACUCGAAAAUCCCUGUACUGGUCGAGAGCAUCGAGGACAAGGAGCAUCCCGUGAAAAUUGGACUGAGCGAUGCCUACAUGAUGGAUAGGACCGUUUUCUUAGCGCGACGAAAAACGAUCUACGAGUACCACCGCGUCAACUUCCAGCGUCAGGACAUCAAAAACUGGACGGUCAUCUACCUGAAAGCCCUGCCAACCUGUCUGCAAAUGGACAACUGCAACGACUGCCUGACCAAGAUCAAAGACUUCGACUGCAGGUGGUGCCAGGAGCUUCAGAAAUGCAGCACCGGUACCUUCCGUUUCCGUCAGGACUGGCUGCAAAAAGGCUGCGACAUUCGAAACAUCCGCGACGAGAAGAAGUGUCCAGCUAAAUCCACCUCUUAUCACGAACACGUCGAGGCCAGGGCCGAGGAUCAUCAUGCCGAUGACAUGCCUGUCAUGACCAAGUACAGUCCUAGUCAACAGGCUGUCGGACCGGCUAGCAGUUCCUUGGAGCACUCUCAAGACAACAUGAACAUGGGAGUAUCCGGGAUCAUCGGUAUCCUAUUCGUAGUAUCCCUGAUCGCCGGCUUAGCAGCCUGGGCUGCAUACGCCUACCGCAACCCCCACAGUGCAUCAGGCCAGAUGCUCAUCCGGUAUCGACCAAGUCAGUGGAGCUGGCGACGAGGCGAGGCGCGCUACACGGCCGCGACGAUCCACAUGUGAUGCGCCGCUAAUCCAAACGAGAGCAGCACCUCAGCAACAGCAGCAACAGAAGCAGCGACGGAAUAGCAGCCAAAAGCAGCAGUUAACUGUGUGUUUUGUUGAACUGUUGGACCAAAUUCUUUUCCUACUAUGUAUGCUCCCCUUCCGUGCGCGACGGCUCGUCUCGGAAUUAUUAUACAUGUGCGCGUUUGUGUAACGAGACGCAGUCAAAAAGUUCACCGCAACGACGAAGAAAACAGAAGGCUGGUCUGGUGAAGGUGAUGAUGCGCGCGAAUUAUGGGAUAUGUGCAUAACGAUAUAGCGUCUUUUUCGUACUGCGAGAUGGAAUGUGCGAUGACUCGUCGAUGGACUGGACUGUACUCUCUUACCUGUUGUUUGUAAUAAUUUUCUGCACUGGUUCGGAAUUUAAAAUUAAUGGUAAAUGCAUGUUUACAUUUGUAUGUAUUUCACUAUCUGAUGUAUUCUACACAGACCUUACUUUUUGGAGAUUGUAAAAUUUUUAAAUUUACAUACAAUCCGGUUCGUCGACGAGACUCGCAGUGCCUUGUUCAACUUAGUCGAAUGUUGCCUUAUAAGUCGAGACGCAAUCGAUUAAGUUCAUUUUAAUAUCUUGGAUAUUCACAAUGUGAUGUUAGCAGCACGUCGUAUAUUUUGUUAUUGUUUAAGAAUUCGUUUCUUUUUUAUAUCGUUAGAGAAAUUAAUGUAAUUAAAUCUUCGGAAUGGAUAACGCGGAAUCAACAUUUUGCUCAGCGGUCAGCAAUUAUACAAUUAGAUGGUACAUUACGUACAAGUAUCCGCCGAAACUACGGCUCGAGUGUAAAAGCGUCUCUUUGAAAUUGAGAUGUAAACUUAUGACAAAAAGAAGCCUUUUCCCAAACAAUUUUCAUUUUAUGCAUGUACAAGAAUAGACACGCGUAAUCUGGCGAAAACGAGCGUCUCGUUCAACGACACGCCGAAUUGCGAAUGUUUAUAUAGCAUCAAAUAUAGAGUAUUUUAUGAUUAAACGUCGAGCCCUGGUUUUUGAUCUAUCUUCAUCUUCCGCUCGGGAGGAGAAAAAAGAUUCGCGAUACGUUAAAUACACAAAUAUAUUUUAUAAAGAAAUUUUUCAAUUAUCUUAUGGAGCUUUGGUGUAACGAGUAUAAAAGAAAAUUAAUAAUAUUUAGUAUAAUAUUUGUCAAACAUUUAUUGUGUCUUAAUUGUAAAUAGUAGCAUUUUAUAAACGAUUAUUAAUUUUUAUCUAAUUUUUAAGUCAAUAUACAGUGAGAGGUGCCUAUUAUCAAUUUUUAACUAUGUACACAAUCCAAAUAUAUUUGAUAUAUCGAUCAUAUACAAUAUUAUAAUCUACUUCUCGUAAGAACACACAAAUCUACACCGAGCAUCAGUCAGAAGCACUAAUGAAUGUAAGGCAAUCAAUGAAAAUCGUACAGAAAGUUUAUACUUGAUAUAAUACAUGUUACGUGUGCAGCUUCACGGUACAAAUAUUCGAUUUGUCAAUUUUUGUAUAAUUUAUACAAUAAUGCAUAUUCAUUUAUGAGCUCUGUACAAUCUCAGUUAAAAUGGCACUGCUCUGUAAGUCUCUAUUAUAUGUAUUGAAUAUAAAAUAAAAUAGAUUCCUAAUUUUAUAAUUGCCAAGGCACGUGGAAAACGGAGAAAAUCUUACGUAAGUGAAUAUAAGCUUUUAAAAAUAUUUAUGUGUACGAUUUAGUUUAUAGUUUGUGAUAAUAAAUAUUUUAAUUAAUAUCGAAAAAAAACUUUUUUUUUACUAUAUUCCUUGUACGUAAUAAUACUUUCCACGGUAAUCACGAUAUUAUGAAAAUGUUCAAUUUUUCAAUCAAUUUUGCCAUACAAAUAUUUAAGCUCCAAUAGCUGUAAAGUUUUAGAAUGGGCCUGACGUUCUACUAGAAGUUAUGUACAAAACAAACAUGAUAUAAUGGUUAAUAAGUGGUUUUACAUUCAAUGUACAUUUCAUGUCUACCGAUAUAAACACAUGUUGGUAUCGGUAGUCAUGAAAUGUAGUAGGUUAUAAGUGUCAAAUUUGAAUGGUAAUAAGCUCUGUGAAUGUUCCUACCGUGAAAGCGUUACUUUCCGGAAUUCCCACUUGCUUUUUAGUCAAGAGGUGAGUGAUCUCAACGAACUCGAGUAUAAACAUUCAUUUUAAAAUUGUAGAGAUGUUCGUUUUUUAAUUAAAUGACUUUCAAUAUUUUA